UCUUAAAUAUAUUCUAUCCGUUCUGUGAUUUAUACCACGUUCUUAAUUUUAGAACGCUACAAGAUAAAAGAUGGAAAACUAUUGUGUUUAUGCAAAUGACGCUACUAGUGAGGUAAAUAAUUGGGUUCUCUUUACCACGGAGCAACCAGUUACCUCUGAAGGGGCAAUAGAAGCUCCAGAAAAUUCUGUUCUGCCAGAAAUAAAUGAAAGUACAUUAAGUACAGUUGGAGAAGAUAAUUCCACUAUCGAAGAUGACGAAAAUCUUAAAACGUUGCUGAAAGAAUUCAGACUGGAAUGUAUUUUUGAGAAUUUAAAAGCUGCACAAAUCACUUAUAGAUGCUUAAAAUACAUUCAAAAAGAGGAUUUGAAAGAAGCAGUUCCACAUCUUGGCCUACGCAUAGAGUUUCGUGAAAAGUUAUUCGCCUGGAGAAAAAAUAAGUUCGGAGUUGACGACGAAACAAUUUCGGUGCCAUCAAAAGUAAAUGACUGGUUCAAAGCCUGCACAGAUUCUCAUAGUAAAUCUUCUUGCUUAUCAUCAACGAACGCCUCAUUGAGCACAAGACUAUUCAGUAAGGAUAUCACUGCUUUACUGACUCGUACAACUAAAGGCAUCAAUAUCCUGGAGUACUAUAAAGAGAACAACACAUUAACAAGUGUCCUCAGAGAUGAAGUAAUCAACAUUAUUGUUGAAGAAAUUGUGCUCAACGGCAUUACUCUGAAAGCCAAUGAUUUUGCACCUUUGUUUAAUGAAAUUUGCUCACUUUUUCCGACAGAAAGAACUGCUGAGGUUGGUAUAUUUGUUGGUUUAGUUUAUUUAAAUUUUGUUUACGUUACUAUAUGCUAA
This is a messenger RNA of Rhagoletis pomonella (apple maggot), 844 nucleotides long. RefSeq lists its product as uncharacterized. The record is from RefSeq and is a predicted model, not a curated record. NCBI's taxonomy places the organism in Eukaryota, Metazoa, Arthropoda, Insecta, Diptera, Tephritidae. The transcript has 4 exons. Bases 71 to 844 code for a protein of 257 amino acids.